Physella acuta is the source of this 997-nucleotide messenger RNA. Its product is annotated as dynein regulatory complex protein 8. The record is from RefSeq and is a predicted model, not a curated record. Lineage: Eukaryota; Metazoa; Mollusca; Gastropoda; Physidae. Gene Ontology annotation, molecular function: calcium ion binding.
UGAUCAAGAUGCGGCCCAAUAUGAUGAGCAACCUUGUGCUUUGUCUUUGGUCAGUUGAGAGAGUGAGGACACGACGCUUGAUCUAGCCAGCCACAGAGACCGGUCGUGGGACGAAGCUUGCGCCUCGUUGGUUUAGAAAAUCUCCAUCGUUUCUCGAGGUCAGACCAGACUUGUCUAAAAAUGGAUUCAAGUAAAUCAGUCGUGAAGGCCCUUGAAGCAAGAGAAACUGAUGGGCAUGCCCAGAACGUCGAUGACGCUAACCUCAACGAGAACAAGCCAAAGGGAAAGAGCCAGAAAAAAAAGGGACGCAAGAAAGCGGACAGUAAAUCUAAGAAAAAACCGACAGAGGUAAAGUUUGCGAGUAUUCAAAAUAAGAUCCAGGAAGUUUUCAGAAUCUACGACCCAGACGAAACAGGUUUCUUACCUGCAAGAAACUUCGGCGGGUUAGUUCAAGCACUGCACUGUGUGCCGACCAACAACCAGUUGGAGGAUAUGAUCGAAUCGGUGCUGGAUGAAAAACAAAGUGAGUCGUUCAGCUAUGAAAAGUUCUUGAAGAUGAUGACUAAAGUCUUAAUGACUGACAGAUACCACUCCGCCACAAAGGAAGAAAUUCGCACGGCUCUUCAGAUCUUGGAUACGGAGGGCAAGGGGUAUUUCACUCCUGAUGAAAUUACAGCUUUCAUGACCGAAUCGGGUGAACCAUUCACUCCAGAUGAAGUAACCGAUAUGCUGAAACAAGUUGUAGACCCAGAGUUAAACACCUUAGUCCUAGAUCAAUACGUCGAUUUGCUUGUGGUUGAUGAGUUUACUUAUUAAUUGGACAAAAUCGCCAUUAUAAUUUAAGCUUUGAUUCAAACGAGCCAAUAAUAUCUUUUGAUAAAAAAAUUCCAAUUUUGUACUACUUACAAUACUAAAUUUUUUUAAUGUACUUACUCGUAUUUAGAUCUAGGUUUGAUACGCAUUUAGAUCUACUUUAUAAUAAAAUUUUGAAAUCUGA